Molecule: messenger RNA, 2492 nt
Organism: Zonotrichia albicollis (white-throated sparrow)
Lineage: Eukaryota; Metazoa; Chordata; Aves; Passeriformes; Passerellidae
Source: RefSeq, a predicted model, not a curated record
CAGGAAGCAGAGCAGAAGAUGGUCUGAUGAGAGAUGCAUUCCAGUUUGAAGUGCUGCAGACACAGCAUGAAGAAGUCAAGCAGAAGCUGAAAGAAAUGCAGGAUGAAAUGCUCACUAAAAAUGGAGAAAUUAAAAUUCUGCGUGACUCAAUGCAGCAGAUGGAGCAUGCUAUGGAGGAACAGAAAAAAUCCUUCCUGCUACUGGAACAGCAGAAAUCUCAGAUUUUGAGUGAAAAAGAAAAAGAGUUCUCCAAAAAGGUCCAGUCCCUGCACUCCGAGCUGCAGUUCAAGGAUGCAGAAAUGAAUGAAUUAAGAACACGACUUCAGAACUGUGAGAGAAACAAACACCUUCCUCAGGCAGUUCCAACAACAAGCCCUAAAAAGAAUCUUGUGGUACAAGUGAAAUCAGGAGGAUGUUCUCCACAGCCAGAAAGAAGAUCUUUUCCUACAAAGGAAUCCUUCAAUGCUGAAACAUCCACUAGGCCAUCGAGUUCUUCAGGAAAUGUGAUGGCCCUGACUACUUCAAACAAAGAAGACAGGAAGAUAACCCAUCCUGAAGUUUCAUCCCUGAAGCAGCACAAAGCAACAGCAAAAAAUGGUUCCUACAACUCUGUCCCCAAACGAAAACCACAAGGUUCUAUCUUGCUGAAUGCACUGAUGAAGCAGCCCAUAGUCCCUGGGUCACUUCUGGGUUUCUGCCACCUUCUCAGCAGCAACUCUGAGCCUCUGUCUGGAGCUGUGUUGCCACCCAACUCUUUGGAUACGAAGCCCACCCAACUCCCCAGCAGCAGGACAACUCAAGAGGGAAUCGCUCCUCUCGUAUCUUUGCAAGAAGCUCAAAAACUGGCAAUGACAGGACUGAACUUGAUUGCUCUGGAUGAAGGAUGUGAGGGAAGGCCAGCAGAAGGCCAGGGAGGGCUCCUGGCCCUCACACAGAGCAGGAUCCCGGGGGCUGUGCACCUCCUGCCCUUGCUGGAGCACCACGUUGGUGCCUUCUGCCGAGCGGAGCAGCUCGGGGACACGCCAGGGAAUGGAGCCUGUGGCUCCCACCCAGCUGCUGCUUCCAGGGCCAGCACAAACACGGGCUCAGGCAAGGAGGACUGCAGGCUGAACCUUGAAGAAACAACUCUUGUGUCACUGGGGAUCCUCUAUUAUCUGGUCUUCUACAGCUGGGAUGUUGUCCACACGUUGCUGUCUGCUGAAAUGGAGAACGGUUCUGCUGCUGGAGAUGAACAGGUUUCCAAGACGGACAAAAACGUGUUGUGUGACAAUCAGUGUGACAAUAAAGAAGAGAGCAGGACACAAGGAGGGCUGGCUGCUCCACAGGAUCCUCCCAAUACUGAUGGAGCUCAACAUUCUUUGUUUAAAAAGCUGCUUCAGAUUUUAGCUUUUUCUGCUGCAAGGGGUUCCCAGACUGACAAUAUCCUGUGCCAGAGCCUAAAGGUUUUGGUACAAUUAGCUGAAAAUUCAACUAUGGACUUAUUAAUAAAUUUCCAGCACUUGCUGAGCUCUCAGGUGCUGCAGCGCUGCCUGCGGCCCGAGAGCCCCGUGCCCGCCGUGCUCCUGACUGUGAGGCUGCUGGGAGCCCUCGCUCAGCACCCCCUGCUGGCUGCCCAGCUCUGCUCCCAUGCAGACACCUGCCUUCUCCUUGCACUCUCCAUGUACAUAACAUCAAGACCAGACAAAUCAGCAUCUGAAAUGCUUUGGCUUCAGCUGGAGCAAGAGACUCUGAGGCUCCUGACACGCUGCCUGUGGUGCUCCAGAGCAGUUUUAUUUCCUGGCACAGACUGUCAGUGCUACCUCGAGGUGGUUAAGACACUAAUUGUGAUGCUGCACAGACAGUGGAUGAAGAUCAGAUCUGAGAGCAGCUUGUGUGCACACAGGGAACGAGUUAUUCAGUUUUUAAGGGAUGCUGUUUUACUCCUGCACAGCCUGUCUCAGAAAGAUAAACUGUUCCAUGAGCACUGUUUGGAAGUUCUCCAUCAAUAUGACCAAGCCAUGCCAGGCAUAAGAGCCAUUCUCAAAAAGACUCAAAAACUGAGUGCCUCUGAAGAGCUGAUUUUGGAUGAAUUGUAUCCUCCUGAGCCAGAAGAGCAAGGAACAGACUCCAGCUAGCCAACAGCAAAGAUCUCUGUCCUUCCUCAUCUGAAUUAUCAUUGCCAAUGUAAAUGUGAACUUUGAAUCAUCCUUUCAAGUGCUAAUCUUGGGUUGCACUCAAACACAGCACAACUAAGACACUUUUCACUGUUGCAAUUAUUUCAGUGCUAUCUAAAUGUAGCUGAAUGCAAAGGAAUUCUGAUGAGAGUGAUACUGCUGUGCAAACUCACUCAAUGGCUUGUGACUGGUUCUGGUAAUGAAUUCCAUCCUGUAUGAAACCACUGUGAAUGGAAUGGAAAUUUCUCUCUAUUCUCCAUUUUCCUGUGACUACAGCUGAAUUUGUGGUGCUGAGGUGUUUGGCAUCACUGCAUUCAUAUGAAAGCCUUUUGAAAACCC